AUGCGUUCGAUGGAGUUCACAGGCUUGCCGGGCCGCAUGGUCAUCAUGAAGGACCUCUCGAAGAUCAUGGGCGAGUUCCCCUACCAGCAGCCGACCGUCUUCAAUUUCUACCUGCCCCAGUAUGCGCCCGACGGUCUCCCCGAUGGCAUGGUGGCGCCUGAGUUCCAGAUCUUUGACGCGCCCCUCGUCGUCAGCUUCGCCGAGGCGAUGAUAUCAAUGAUUAAGAACCAGGGUCUGAGUGACUACGACGGGGGCUACGGCAUCCCUUCCUGGAAUUGCAAGGGCUCGUUCCGGCUGCUCAAAAACUUCGACACCAUGGAGGAGCUCUGGUCGCAAAUGGACCUCCUCCUGACGGGUGGCCGGCUGGGCCCCAUGAAGGAAGACAUCGUGAGUUUCGCCGGCACAAGAGUGGGUGACUCUGUAUGCAUCCAGAGCGCGCAGUACGCAGUGGUCCUGAGCCCUCAUUUCCACACCCUUGGUGGGGUGCUGCCAGAGGGUCCUAGGUCGCCGCUCGGAGACCAUGGCAGCGCCACUUCCAGCAGCGCGGGCUAUAAGGCAAUGGUUGUCCUCUACCUCUUCGGAGGCGUCGGCUCCUUCAAUAUGCCCGUGCCGCUGGAAUGCGCCCUUUACGACCAGUACGUGUCGAUCCGCAAGACUGUGGCCUUGCAGCCGUCCCAGCUGUUGGAGAUCAACUCUGAUGGGCAGGCUUGCACCGCAAUUGGUAUCCAUGGCCAGCUCACCAUCGUCAAGGAGCUUUACGACGACGGCGAUGCAGCCUUCGUGACCAACGUGGGUAACUUGAACGAGCCGCGACUUGGCCAUCCGAGCGCCCGGACGUGCCCCGGAGGGUUCUCGCACAAUGACAUGCAGCACGCGUCGCAGACGCUCUAUUGCCAGAUAGGCAUGAACUUCAAGAAUGGAGGGGGAGGCAGGAUGGCCGAUGCUCUGGCAGCAAGUCAGGUUACCUAUAGUGUAAAAUCGUUCUCCCUGUCGGGGCAGGCCGCGUGGUCCGAAGGCCAGGUCACCAAGCGUAGCGUCAUCUCAGGAACGCAGACCGAAGGCGGUUUUCAUCCAGACCCGCGGGCCCAGCGCAUCAUCAACAAUUUGACCACGGUCGAGUUGUCCAGCAUCUACGCGAAGGAGUAUAUCAACGCUUUCGGCGAGAGUGUGAACUCCUUUAACGGAAUUCAAGAGGCGCUCGAGAGUGGAGAUAGCUUGUUGCAGAUCCCCGCUAACAAUUAUGGGUGGAUGGAGCAGUUGAAGCAAGUGGCCCGCCUCGUCGCGGCUCGGACCAGCCGCUUCGCCGAGCGGGACUUCUUCUUCUUCGUCGGUUUCGGUGGCUUCGACAUGCACUCCAACCUGGAGGGCCGGCUGUUCUCGAUGUUUGGGACGAUGGACAUGGGCAUCAGAGCGUUCGUGAACGAGAUGAAAGCCCAGGGAAUUUGGGAGAACGUAUUGCUUGCAACCCAAUCCGAUUUUGCGCGAACUUUGGAUCCUAAUGCAGACAUGGGUACUGACCACGCUUGGGCUGGCAAUCAUUUCAUCCUGUCGGGUGCAGUGAAUGGUGGCAGGAUCUACAAUCAGUUCCCGGAGCCGCUCGCUGCUGGCAACCCCGCAGAUCUUGGUCGCGGCCGGCUCAUUCCGAAGUACCCCUAUGAGAGCUAUAUGGUACCUAUUGCCAAGUGGCUUGGUGUUGAGUACGGGCGCCUUGGAACCGUCUUCCCAAACUUCCCAAACUUCAACAGCUCGUUCAUCAUCCCUCAGCUGAAUCUCAUUAGCAGUUGA
Molecule: messenger RNA, 1785 nt
Organism: Prorocentrum cordatum
Lineage: Eukaryota; Dinophyceae; Prorocentrales; Prorocentraceae
Source: the annotation of a GenBank genome assembly